GGUGCGGCUUUACCCACGUGUCCCCAAGGCUGAUAAUGGUUGAAUUGAGAGAGGGUUUUGUGAUUAGUGAGAGCAAGUGCUUGGGCGUAUCUCCUGGCAGAGACGAAUUUGAAAUAAUUUGUUCUUUUUGUAAUGGAUUGAUUGCCAUUUAUAACCUUAAUAAUCAGAGAUUCACGAAGAAUUGGAAACUAAGCCUCGCAGAGAAAUUAACAACACCAGCUGUCUAUGAUAAAAAAGAAAGUAGUUAUGUUGCAAUUAAAAAUGACAGAGAGAUUAUUGUAUGGAAGCAUGAGACAGAGUGGGUAUCAGAUUUUGUCGUUAACGAGCUCUGCUUUGAAAUUCAUUCUCUACUAUCCACUCCCACUUCCUGUGUGAUUGUGUACCGUAAUGGAAGUAUCAGUACGGAAAUUUUGAAUCCUAAGAAAUUAGAAUUUAACAGUAGACAUUUGAAUGUUUAUAAGGCUCUCUAUUCUUCAUCUUGUGAUUGCUUAUUAUUAAUAUAUGCUAUAUCUAGUUCUUUAUACCAAUAUUUGCUCUACCAGUAUAGUUCUACUGAUGACAAACUAAAGGAGAUAAUGACCAAUGAAAUAAAAACAGAAGAUAAUGGAUUUGGUGAAUUGGUUGCUGUGGAGAUACUGGGGAACAUCCUACUGAUGUCAUGGUCUAAAGGGAUUGUAUCGUGUACUGACCUAAAGUCUGAUCUUUCUUCAAUGACAGUCUUACUCUCUCCCUCCUCCUCUCUCCCCUCCCUUUUGACGACCAUCAAUGAUGAUUAUUUUGCUCUUCUCACUUCAACUGGUGAACUAAAAGUAUACAGUGCCCGAUACGGUACACUUCAGUGCACUUCUGGAUACUCUCAGGACACCUCAGUAGACUCUCAGGAUAUGCAAUGGUUGUCUUUUUGUCGUGGUUACUUGUUUGUGAGUAGUUCAAAGGGUCUCACUGGUUACCCUCUUGUCAUUGCUGGCCCUCUCUCUCUUGCGAUGGCCAUUGGAAGAAAAGAGAAACGAAAACUCAUUAAUUACGAGUGGAGCGAUGACAUUAAUCCUUCACCAAACAAGGACAUACCUAAUUUACGUAAAAUGUUAAAGAAAGGAUCCCGUCAUAUCCAGUCUUGGUCCUCUGACAUUACAAUACUCUCAUGUCUCACGCUUUUAGUGAGUGAGCUCUUGUCAGAGGAGGUGUGGUCUAAGAAAGAGCUGAUCCUGAUUGUGGAGGCUGGGAUUUUCCCUGUAAAUUUGGUGUCUUCGUUGAUCCAGCGCUCUUUACAAGAAAAGGAUUGGUCAUUACUAGUUUCAAUUAUGAAGCAUGUUGAAGUAUUCCCUGAGCAGUCACUGGUUGAUCUACUGAUUGCAAUUCUGGAUUUGGAUUGUGACACUGUUAGUUUAUCAAAGAAGUCCUCUAUAGAAAAAACCGAACUAUUAUCUCUCGCCCUCUCCCUCCUCAAGAACCAUGAGCUCAUGCAGCAACCGCUCACACAUUUAUCACACAAUCACAUCUUGAUAUUAUUGAAAUUUUUAAAAGAAAGACUCGAUACUCCUCUCCUUCCUAACAUAAGCACUUCUACUGCUAGUUCACCUUCCCCUAUUCCUUCUCUCUCUUAUUCUGAUGCUGUUGAUUGGCUAGGACUUCUAAUAGACACACACUUCACUAGUUUAAUGCUGGAGCUAGCUGAUAUCCAGCCACUCCUGGUUGACCUGAGGGUUUGCCUGGGACGCCAUGUGACGUUCAUGGCCAGAUUAGAUCUCCUUGGGGAGCUAGAGUGUGUGAAGGACAUUGUGUCUGCUGGGAAUCAAAAGAAGUCAUGGAACGUUAAAAUUGAUAGAAUAAAAGUUGACAUUUAAUGAUUUAUUAUUAUUAUUAUUAUUAUUAUUUAUUAUUAUUUUGUAAAUAGCGGAUUUGUUAAUUUGUAAUUGUUUUAUUUUCUUUAUAGAUUUCCAUGCACAUGUAUGCUAGCCUUUUUAA
Messenger RNA from Amphimedon queenslandica, 1965 nucleotides. RefSeq lists its product as uncharacterized. The transcript has 15 exons. Gene Ontology annotation, biological process: maturation of SSU-rRNA. The record is from RefSeq and is a predicted model, not a curated record. Gene Ontology annotation, molecular function: RNA binding; protein binding. Bases 36 to 1844 code for a protein of 602 amino acids. Gene Ontology annotation, cellular component: nucleolus; nucleus. Lineage: Eukaryota; Metazoa; Porifera; Demospongiae; Haplosclerida; Niphatidae.